AUGACCCUCUACAUGCUCCACAAGACCUCUUCUUUGUAUCUACCAACUUCUCCCUCACAAACUCAAAAUCACAACGAUCCAGAACCACCACUCCGAGAUAACCCUUCCCUUUGCUAUGUUCGCAUCGAGUCCAUAUGCAUUAUCAUGAAUUCAUACGACCCGCGACUGCAGGACCUGUUCGACGGUGAUCCGGACCUCUAUGAAGAUUACCACCAGGACUACAAGCAAGGCGUUAUUCAAACAUCUACCCGCAUAGGAGUCAUCAUAUCCUUGAUACUCUGCUGUGCUCCAAUCAUCUAUCAUAUACUUUCGAUCCUCGACUACGACGUGCUACCUCUCCCAGAGCUCUUGUGGAAUAUACUGGUCUACGUCACGCCGUCACGCCUACUUGAUGCGAUUGAAUCUUACCAGAACCCACUCCGAGUUACGAACCCAGCGUUGAAGGAUAUCCCGAGGACUCAUGCAGAAAAGAGUGAGACAAUGCGGCGUGUACUUGGCUUGGACAGACCGGGGGGCAUAAUUGAGUCUGUUGCGCAAGCCGGGAGGCGAAGGCUGUCUACCCUCCCAGGACUCAACCUGAGCGCACAUGGAGAUGGAAGACCAGCGGGUUUGGGAAAUUGGGAUAACUCCUGUUAUCAGAACAGCGUCCUCCAAGGGCUGGCGUCGCUGGACACAUUAUCAGGAUAUCUCACAAACCCUACGAUUGAGGACCCGGUAGAAGGAGUGGAGAAACCGGAUAUGAAGAUGGCAGAAGCUUUGGGAGAGCUCAUUGCGACACUGAACGACCCCUCGAAUAAUGGAAGGCGGAUAUGGACACCCGCCACACUGAAGAAUAUGAGCAGCUGGCAACAGCAAGACGCACAAGAGUAUUUCUCCAAGGUACUCGAUGAGAUAGACAAGGAGGUGGGAAAUGUAGCGAAGUUGAUGCAGACUUCCCAAGGAUUGGAGUCGGAUGGCUCGACAAGAUCAGGUUCACAGACCCAGGAGCCGUCACAAAUAUCCACAUUUCGGAAUCCGCUUGAAGGCUUGAUCGCACAACGAGUGGGAUGCAUGAAGUGUGGGUAUUCAGAAGGGCUCUCCAUGAUCCCUUUCAACUGUUUGACAGUUCCUCUGACAAGAUCAUGGGAGUGUGAUGUCUCGGAAUGUUUGGACGAAUAUACAAAACUCGAGCAGAUCGAAGGGGUUGAAUGUGGCAAGUGUACGCUACUUAAAUACCAAAGACUACUCCGGAUUCUCGUCGACAAGCAGAAACCGCCUGUGUCUGACGAGAAAACUCACACGCAAGUUGUCGAUAGGCUGGCAAGUAUUGAGACUGCAUUGGAAGAGGACGACUAUGAAGAAAAAACCCUGGCAAAGAAACUCAACAUCAUUUCCAAGAACCGAGUGUCUUCUACCAAAUCACGACAGGCAGUUAUCGCGCGGCCUCCAAAGUCACUCGUCGUUCACUUCAAUCGAAGUAUCUUCGACGAAAUGACAGGCGAGUUGAAAAAGAAUCUCUCACAUGUCAAAUUUCCCCGAGUCUUGGAUCUAGGGCCCUGGUGUCUUGGGAGUUCAGGAUUGACUGACGACGUGACGACCGAGGAAUGGCUAUUGAACCCCGACAAGCCUAUGAUCGCUAGCACCAAAAGGCCAUCGAGACUGCACGGUCCCACUUAUGAGCUCCGAGCCGUAGUGACGCAUUUUGGACGACAUGAGAAUGGCCACUAUGUUUGCUACAAAAAGGUACCUGUCUUGGACUUGGCGGACACGCAGAAUGACGAGAAAUCCCCACACAAAGAGCAGUGGUGGAGACUGAGUGAUGACGAUGUUACGAAAGCGAGCGAGGAUGCCGUUCUCGGCCAAGGAGGUGUUUUCAUGUUGUUCUACGACUGCAUUGAGCCUGGCACCACCAAAGCACCGGAAGUCGACAUAUCAGAGAAAUGUGAAGUCGCCCAUGAUGUGGUAGUACCAGCAACUAUCAUCUCAAGCAGCAGAGUCACAGACGUGCCAAUUCUGCCGGACUUAUCUGCGGCAGCUGGGAUCCCUUUACCUGAAGCAGACGACGAAGAUCUCUCUCAAAGCGACGAUCAGGACUCCCUUCCCACAACUCGAGAGGAGAGCAUUGCAACAAGCGUCUCAGAGUACGAUGAGGAAGACGUCUCCGGUCAAGACCUUGAGGACUAUCAGCCUGCAAAGGCAAUUGUGGUCCCGCCUUAUAUCAAAAAGGCGGGUGACAGCCCCACAAAUGGAGAUCAGAAGAUUCUAUCUCCUGGAGGUUCUCUCGUCAUGGUCUGA
Molecule: messenger RNA, 2274 nt
Organism: Cadophora gregata
Lineage: Eukaryota; Fungi; Ascomycota; Leotiomycetes; Helotiales; Ploettnerulaceae
Exons: 1
Coding region: 1-2274 (757 amino acids)
Biological process (GO): protein deubiquitination
Cellular component (GO): cytosol; nucleus
Molecular function (GO): cysteine-type endopeptidase activity; cysteine-type deubiquitinase activity
Source: RefSeq, a predicted model, not a curated record